Messenger RNA from Cricetulus griseus (Chinese hamster), 3368 nucleotides. The record is from RefSeq and is a predicted model, not a curated record. NCBI's taxonomy places the organism in Eukaryota, Metazoa, Chordata, Mammalia, Rodentia, Cricetidae.
CAUUUUAAAUUUAUCCCAAUGUAGGUGCUUGGAGUUGUGCCUCACACACUUCAGCAGCUCAGCGGUCUCUUACCUGCCGACUAAGCUGUUUACUUGAUUGCACCAUGGAAAUGCUACUAGUGAGACUUGUUGAGCACAAAAGUGGACUUGAAGAGCCAGAAGCCACUGUUUUCAAAUGAAGGAUUCCAGGGUUAAGCCUCAGUGCUUUUAAAUCACCACUGAGAUUCCCCCCUAAAAUCAAAAUGGCAAGCAGACGAAAGUCAACAACGCCUUGCAUGGUCCUGGCCAGUGAGCAGGAUCCAGACCUUGAGUUGAUAUCAGAUUUGGAUGAAGGUCCUCCUGUCCUCACACCUGUAGAGAAUGCUAGAGCAGAGAGUGUUCCCAGUGACGAAGAAGUUCAUGACCCUGUGGAUUGUGACAAUCAGCCAAGCAAAAAGGUGGAAGGGGGCUAUGAAUGUAAAUACUGUACUUUCCAAACCCCAGAUCUAAACAUGUUUACUUUCCAUGUAGACUCAGAACACCCCAAUGUUGUACUGAAUUCAUCCUAUGUUUGUGUUGAAUGCAACUUUCUCACCAAAAGGUAUGACGCACUUUCUGAGCAUAAUCUGAAGUACCACCCAGGAGAAGAGAGUUUCAAGCUGACUAUGGUGAAGCGUAAUAACCAGACAAUCUUUGAACAAACAAUAAACGAUCUGACUUUCGAUGGUAGUUUUGUUAAAGAGGAGAAUACAGAACAAGGAGAAUCUGUAGAUGUUUCUUCUUCGGGAAUCUCCAUCAGUAAAACUCCCAUCAUGAAAAUGAUGAAAAAUAAGGUCGAGAACAAACGGAUCACAGUGCAUCAUAACUCGGCUGAGGACACUCCCGAAGAGAAAGAAAACGGAGUGAAAGUAAACCGGGAAGAAAACGGGGAGAGUGCGAGUUCUUCAGUCUCAGAAUCCAGUACAAGCACUUCCACCAUCAGCAGAGUGCACCCCAAUCCUGCCCGCACUGUCGUGACGCCCUCUGCUGUUCUUCCUGGGUUAGCACAGGUCAUCUCUGCAGUGUCUGCUCAACAGAGCUCCAACCUGGUCCCCAAAGUCUUAAUCCCUGUCAAUAGCAUUCCUACCUACAACGCUGCAUUGGAUAACAACCCACUUCUACUCAACACCUACAACAAAUUCCCGUACCCCACAAUGUCAGAGAUUACAGUUCUUUCUGCUCAAGCAAAAUACACAGAGGAACAGAUCAAGAUCUGGUUUUCAGCCCAGCGCUUAAAGCACGGUGUUAGUUGGACUCCUGAAGAAGUAGAGGAGGCGAGGAGGAAGCAAUUCAAUGGAACAGUACAUACUGUACCUCAGACCAUAACUGUUAUUCCUACACACAUUUCCACGGGGAAUAAUGGGCUACCGUCUAUUUUACAGACAUGCCAAAUAGUUGGUCAGCCAGGCCUGGUUCUUACUCAAGUAGCUGGAACAAAUACCUUGCCGGUAUCAGCACCAAUCGCCCUGACAGUGGCAGGGGUUCCAAAUCAGGCAAGUGUACAAAAGAGUCAAGUGCCCGCUGCUCAGCCUGCUACAGAAACAAAAGUGGCCACAGCAGCAGUCCCAUCGUCGCCAAGUGUCAGACCUGAAACUGCGUUAGUGAACCCAGAUUCCUUUGGAAUUCGGGCCAAAAAGACUAAAGAACAGCUGGCAGAACUGAAGGUUAGCUAUCUUAAAAACCAAUUUCCACAUGACUCAGAAAUCAUCAGGCUUAUGAAAAUAACAGGCCUUACCAAAGGCGAGAUUAAAAAAUGGUUUAGCGACACAAGGUACAACCAGAGAAAUUCAAAGAGUAAUCAGUGCUUACAUCUCAAUAAUGACUCCUCUGCCACUGUCAUUAUAGACUCGAGUGAAGAUACCCCGGAACCCCCAGCUGCAGUUACUUCACAGCAGAAACAGUCCUGGAAUCCCUUUCCUGACUUUGCUCCCCAGAAGUUUAAAGAGAAAACAGCAGAGCAGCUCCGUGUCCUCCAGGCAAGUUUUCUCAAUAGUUCUGUGCUUACAGAUGAAGAGUUAAAUAGGCUAAGAGCGCAAACCAAACUUACUAGAAGAGAAAUUGAUGCUUGGUUUACAGAGAAGAAUAAAACAAAAGCUUUAAAGGAUGACAAAAAAGAAGUAGAUGAAAGUAAUGUAGGCAGUUCCAAAGAAGAACCUGGAGAAAGUUCUCCUGGAGACGAAGCAGCUGCACCUAAGUCUGGAGGGACGGGCAAGAUAUGUAAGAAGACACCGGAGCAGCUGCACAUACUUAAAAGUGCGUUUGUGCGAACACAGUGGCCGUCACCAGAGGAGUAUGACAAGCUGGCUGAGGAGAGUGGGCUUGCCAGAACAGACAUAGUUAGUUGGUUUGGGGAUACCCGUUAUGCUUGGAAGAAUGGCAACUUGAAAUGGUACUACUACUAUCAAAGCUCCAAUUCAAGUAGUUUGAACGGUCUGUCUUCCCUUAGGAAAAGAGGGAGAGGCAGACCCAAAGGACGGGGCAGAGGCCGACCACGUGGGAGGCCUAGAGGAGGCAAAAGAAUGAACACCUGGGACAGGGUACCAUCGCUCAUAAAGUUUAAAACUGGAACGGCAAUACUUAAGGACUAUUACCUGAAGCACAAAUUCCUUAAUGAGCAAGACCUUGAUGAACUUGUCAACAGAUCACACAUGGGCUACGAGCAGGUCAGAGAGUGGUUUGCAGAAAGACAGAGACGAUCUGAGUUAGGCAUAGAAUUAUUUGAGGAAAAUGAGGAGGAGGAGGAAGUUAUCGAUGAGCAGGAAGAAGAGGAAGAAGAAACAGAUGAUAGUGACACUUGGGAACCCCCACGACAUGUGAAGCGGAAGCUUUCUAAAUCGGAUGACUGAAAUGUAAGUGUUUAGCCUUCGUAUUCAUCAUCAGCCAUGUAUGUGUUUUAACAACCACCUGAUUGGUUCAGUCAUGUUCACUUGUGUGUGUGGUACGCAUGUGUGCAUGUGUGUGUGCAUGUGUGUGCAUGCGUGUGUAUGUGUGUGUGCACACACCCGAGAAUGUGUGUGCAGUACUAUGUGGCUCCAAGGACCCACCUCUCUGUGCAUCUGCACUAGGAAUACAGGUGUGUGCUGCUGUGCGUGCUCUUCCGAGGGCUCUCGUGUCUUUAUGAACAUACUGUCAUGACCUGAGCCAGCCACCCAGCCCUCACCUUCACCUUUACUAAUUUCUAUGAAACUUUUCUCCUAGGAAGAGGACCAGGUGUCGCUAGUCGUGACAUGUAUUAUUAUUAGUGUAGCUUGACAAUUAUACAGGUUUUAAUGUCUUAAUGGUCCCUUUAAUUAUUUACUUUUCAUACGAAAUGUUUUAAAGGAAAAAAAGAGAAGAGAAAUGGGAAACAA